Aspergillus lentulus is the source of this 957-nucleotide messenger RNA. The record is from RefSeq and is a predicted model, not a curated record. Lineage: Eukaryota; Fungi; Ascomycota; Eurotiomycetes; Eurotiales; Aspergillaceae.
AUGUUCGCUGAUGAGGUUCAGUGGGCAAAUACCUCGCAGAUAGUCUAUGGCCCUCUGAUCUUCAUCACCAAACUAUCAAUCCUUCUGCUUUACUUACGCGUAUUUGCUCCCUCCUUCAGAAGCAAGACCUUCUUCUGCAUCCACGCGCUUAUCUGGCUCAACUUGGGGUUCUACUUUGCAGACACGAUCGUGAAGAUAUUCGAAUGCUCGCCUCGAGCGAAGAUCUGGGAUAAGACCCUCAAAGGGCACUGUAUCAACAUCAAUAUCCCCAUCAUUGUGACUUCCUCAAUCAAUGUGGCGUCAGACUUCCUGAUACUGGUUUUGCCUAUUGUGAGUGUGUGGCGCUUGCAAAUGAGAAACCCCAAGAGAUGGGGCACAUCAGCGAUUUUCGCUGCUGGCAUCUUCGCUUGUAUGUGCAGUAUCAUGCGCCUUGUGGUCAGUGUACAGAACAAAACCGUCAAGGACAAAACCUACGACUGGUUCCCAGAAUUCUUAUGGACGUCUGCCGAGGUCACCUCCGGAAUCAUAGCCAGCUGUAUGCCGGCUUUACCAACCUUCUUCAGACACUUCAUCAAGCGAGCACGUGCCCUAAUCUUGAGCGCAAGCACCAGCUAUUCGUCCCGCUCGGCAAAGAAAGCGAUGGAAGUAAACAGUUGGCCCACCAGCUGGUCCGUACGUCAAAAGAAACAAUCGAGCGGCGGCCUUAGCAUGACCGAGCUCUGCCGGGGCACCAACUGCGAGCUAGAUGAUACUGAGCAACAGCAUGAGGAGCACACAGGACGUAUCUUCUCAGGGGCCAGUUACACGACUGCCGGUACUCAAGGGGGUAUACUUGAACUUCCAAACGUGGCGUCGGACAGUUAUACAUUCGACAAUCGAGGCGCUGGACAUGGGUUUGACUAUCGUACGGGGAUUCUAAAGACAGUUGAGGUGGAUGUUGCGUCUCAGCGAGUAUGA